UUUGCUACGUCAGUGUAUGUACGGGACAGACUCAUUUCUUGUUUACCUCUAACAUUUUAAAAGAAUUUAUUGGUUUUCUUGAUACCUUGAGUCUACUAUCUAGUAAUUGAUUUAACAAGAUGGCACAAACAGUAAGUCAACCACGUCAAAACUUCCAUUUGGAGAGUGAAGCUGGUAUUAACCGACAAGUGAAUAUGGAGCUUUAUGCCAGCUAUACUUACCAAUCCAUGGCAUUUUAUUUUGAUCGUGAUGAUGUCGCUCUACCAGGAUUCAGUAAAUUCUUCAAGAGCUCUUCCGAUGAAGAACGGGAACAUGCUGAAAAACUGAUGAAAUAUCAGAAUAAACGUGGUGGACGAGUCGUUCUUCAAGAUAUCAAGAAACCUGAAAGAGAUGAAUGGGGAAGUGGUUUGGAAGCUAUGCAGGUAGCUCUACAACUAGAGAAGAGUGUAAACCAGUCUCUGUUGGAUCUUCAUGCUGUUGCUGAGAAACACAAUGAUUCUCAGAUGCAGGAUUUCCUGGAAGGAGAAUACCUGAAGGAGCAAGUUGACUCCAUUAAGGAGAUAUCGGACUACGUGACACAACUGAAGAGAGUUGGAACUGGUCUGGGUGAAUACAUCUUUGAUAGAGAAACUCUCAAUGGAGAAAGUUAAAUUCCCCGAGAUGAGAUAUCGGCAUAGUAUCCUAAUACUACCCAAUUUCAUUUGUUCAAAUAAAUAAAUAAAAAUUAAAGUUUACA
Lottia gigantea (owl limpet) is the source of this 736-nucleotide messenger RNA. RefSeq lists its product as hypothetical. The record is from RefSeq and is a predicted model, not a curated record. Gene Ontology annotation, cellular component: cytoplasm. Bases 120 to 650 code for a protein of 176 amino acids. NCBI's taxonomy places the organism in Eukaryota, Metazoa, Mollusca, Gastropoda, Lottiidae. The transcript is spliced from 4 exons. Gene Ontology annotation, biological process: intracellular iron ion homeostasis; iron ion transport. Gene Ontology annotation, molecular function: ferrous iron binding; ferric iron binding.